GAGGAAGCUGCUUCCACUGCUCCCCUGUAGUCAUGACAUUGGACCCAUCGAAGAGAAAGGAGUGUCAGGACCUUACUAACACCAUAUGACUUACUAAGAAGAGACACUUGUUUCCUUUGAAUUUAUCUACAUCGAGUCAUUGCUAGCUCUACUUGGGGAUUCCAUGGUCACCCUCAAUGGGAUUUCAGGACCUCCUGCAUCAAGUCGGUGGCCAGGGGAGGUUCCAGGUUCUCCAGCUGGCUUUCCUUUUUAUCUCCAAUGUCCUAGUGAUCCAGCAUCUUCUGUUGGAGAACUUCACUGCUGCCAUCCCCGGCCACCGCUGCUGGGUCCCCAUCCUUGACAACGACACUGUCUCUGAUAAUGACACUGGGAUCUUCAGCCACGAAGCCCUCUUGAGAGUCUCCAUCCCACUGGAUUCGAACCUGAAGCCGGAGAAGUGCCAACGCUUCCACCAACCCCAAUGGCAGCUCCUUCACUUGAAUGGGACUUCCCCCAAGGCAAGUGAGCCAGACACAGAGCCCUGUGUGGAUGGCUGGGUUUAUGAUAAAAGCACCUUCCCCGCAACCAUCGUGACAAAGUGGGACCUGGUGUGCGAAUCUCAGGCACUGAAAUCCGUGGCUCAGUUCCUGUUCAUGACUGGAACACUGGUGGGAGCGCUGGUGUGUAGCCAUCUCUCAGACAGGUUUGGGAGGAGGCUGAUUCUCAGAUGGUGUUUGCUCCAGUUGGCGGUUGUUGACACGUGUGUGGUCCUGGCUCCCUCCUUCCCCAUUUACUGCUCGCUGCGCUUCCUGGCUGGGCUUUCUACCACAACCGUCAUUACAAAUAGUGUUUUGCUCAUCCUAGAAUGGUCAGUGCCCAAAUUCCAGGCCACCGGCGUGACACUGACGUUUUGCUCUUACAGUAUCGGGCAAAUCAUCCUGGGAAGUCUGGCAUUUGCCAUUCGAGAGUGGCAAACCCUCCAGCUGGUGGUGUCUGUACCAUUUUUCGUCCUCUUCUUGUCCUCGAGGUGGCUUGCAGAGUCUGCUAGAUGGCUCAUUUUCAACAAUAAGCUUGAAGAGGGAUUAAAGGAACUUAGACGAGCUGCCCGAAUGAAUGGAAUCAAGAACGCUCGAGAGAUGCUGACAUUGGAGGAGUUGAAAGCCACCAUGCAGGAGGAGCUGGAGGAAGCACGGAACAAGCCUUCUCUGUGUGACCUCUUCAACUCGCCCACCCUGCGGAAAUGGAUCCAACUCACAUCUUUUGUGAAAUUUGUCAACAGUAUGUCGGGGUUUGGCCUGCUGUUUAAUCUCCAGCACCUGGGGAACAAUGUGUUCCUGAUCCAAGUUCUUUUUGGCGUUACCUCCCUCGCAGCCAAAGGUGUGGCCCUUUGGGCAAUGAGACAAAUUGGCCGUCAAAAAAGCCAAGUGAUUUUCACGUUCACGUUGGGCAUUGCUCUUUUGGUCCUCACAUUUGUGCCUCAAGAGCAGCCGACCCUCCGGAUGAUCUUGGCCAUUUUGGGAAUGGGUGCUGUUUCUGCCACGAAUGCCUGUGCCCACCUGCACUCCAACGAGCUCUUCCCCACACUAAUCAGGGCAAGAACUUCAGGAAUCAAUGUCAUGGCCAGUGGUACCGGGGCAGCCUUGGCCCCUCUUUUGAUGACCCUAAUGAUAUAUUCACGCCCGCUGCCCUGGAUCAUCUAUGGAGUCGCUCCCAUCCUGGCUGGCUUUGCUGUUCUUCUCCUUCCUGAAACUAGGAAUCGGCCUCUGCCAGACACCAUCCAGGAUGUGGAAAAUUCGACAAAAGACUCCAAAAAAGGAAAGGAAGAUUCUUGGGUGAAAGUGACACCGUUUUAAGGAAUCCUAAGAGUUGCUGCCGAUGAAAGGGGAAAUUAAGGGGUGGAGGGAGAAUCCAGAUCAUUGCUACCUAAUGCGCAAACCUUAGAAAAUAUAUAAAUAAAAAGAAAUCAUGGAAAAACGGG
Molecule: messenger RNA, 1957 nt
Organism: Echinops telfairi (small Madagascar hedgehog)
Lineage: Eukaryota; Metazoa; Chordata; Mammalia; Afrosoricida; Tenrecidae
Product: solute carrier family 22 member 9
Exons: 10
Coding region: 177-1832 (551 amino acids)
Biological process (GO): transmembrane transport
Cellular component (GO): membrane
Molecular function (GO): transmembrane transporter activity
Source: RefSeq, a predicted model, not a curated record